Molecule: messenger RNA, 2455 nt
Organism: Daphnia pulicaria
Lineage: Eukaryota; Metazoa; Arthropoda; Branchiopoda; Diplostraca; Daphniidae
Product: spermine oxidase-like
Exons: 7
Coding region: 902-2422 (506 amino acids)
Molecular function (GO): polyamine oxidase activity
Source: RefSeq, a predicted model, not a curated record
ACUUCAAGCAAAGUGCAACCAUAAAUUUUUAUGCCGCCACACCGGCACCUCCGCUUUUUGCUACAUUUCAAUAGCUAAAGUGUUCCAUACACGGCUUCAUUGGCUCAUUGCCAAUUUUGAUUACAUAACAUAGUUGGCACUGCCUGAGCUGCGAGUUUGGCACUUUGGACUGUCCUUGAAGUUUGCUCGUUAUGGCUGCAGCAGUUGCUACUCGUGUUCGGGCAGUUAUGAAGAUAAAGACAAACAAAAAAAGAAGAAAAAAAAGUCGGUUUUCAACAAUAUAGCAGAAAACUUCCCUGUAAACAUAAAAUUGCGCAUUUCUGAACGGAAGUCUAAACUUCCUUAUCGUCGUCCCAAAGUUUCGUGAUUCUAGAAUUCGAAAGUUUCAAUUUCAGUUGACAUUGAAGGUGACGGUCUCCGUAUUCAUUGAACAUUUUGAAACGUUCUAAUCUUAAGAAGCCUAGUAGCUUCUCUGUCUGGCCGGUUAUGUGAAACAUUCCACUAGAAGCUUAUGCACAAAAAUAUAAGCCCUGGCUGGAGGGUAUGUUCUUGAUCGCUCAUCUAUGUCAUGUAGGCAACUAACGAUUGUGUUUCUUUGUAUCAACAUUCCAUUACGGAAUUCCUGACAGCAGGGCGUACGGCUGAAAACACAAAGAAUUAUUGGGAAAAAUCGGGGGUUGUGACAACCAUUGACUGUGUCGCUCUGGGAAGCCAGUUGAAGUUGCUUUCUCGUGAAGCGACUCGGAAGUUGAUUCCAGCUAAUAAAGAUGAUCAACCGUAUUGCGUCACGAUACAGCUGUCAAUCAAAUUCAGGCUCCCUGACAGCCUAAUUACAAAGAGAAUGCUGACGUUUUGUCACUAACAUUUGCUCUGCUCAAUUUAAUUAAUAACGUCCUUAACCAUGGCAACAUUGAUUAUUAUUGGAGCUGGAGCUUCUGGUUUGGCGGCUGCUUCCCGACUUGUUGAGAAAGGAUUCGACCCUGCCAAAAUUACUAUUCUAGAAGCCGAAAACCGUAUUGGUGGCCGGAUUCUUACUGUUCCUCAUGGGUCGAGCUUGAUUGAAUUGGGAGCCCAAUGGGUUCACGGACAUGAAGGCAAUGUCGUUCAUCCAUUGGCUGCCGCUGCUGGAGAGAUACGGACGGACAUUCACACUCUCGAAUCGACUGGCUAUGCAGAUGACGUGGAGAUGGCCUAUAGAGACGGACGAAAAAUUACUCCCGUACAAUUGAAUGAAUUCAAAAAGAUUUUACAAAGCAUUUACGACGACUCCAGGAAAGAGCUAGCCCAGUGGGAUAAAUCCUUGGGCGAAUAUUUUGAAUUCAAAUAUGGUGAGCAUCUGAAUCGAGGAUCUUUUACUACCAUGAAUCGUUCAACUGCUCUAGAUCUUUUGGACUGGGCCCAUCGAUCGCAGAAUAUCGAAGACGGCUCUGAUAACUGGAAUGAUACAUCCGGAGUGGGUUCUCUAGAGUACCACGAAUGCGCAGGAGAUUACACCACGGUGUGGAAACGCGGGUACUCUGUUCUAUUCGAUAUUCUAAUGAAAAAUAUCCCCAAGUCAAGCAACGGGUUAAAGCUCGCCUUAUCGGAUCGCAUCCAAUUAAAUUCGCCAGUGCAUCUCAUUCGUUGGAAUUCCGGUCAAGUGCAAGUCGUCUGCAGUGAUAACAUUUAUUAUGCUGACAUGGUCCUCGUUACUUGUUCGUUGGGAGUGCUGAAAUAUAGGGCUGACAAGCUGUUCACCCCUUUAUUGCCUGAAAAGAAGAGGAGAGCCAUUGAAGGCCUAGGCUUUGGAACCGUCGACAAAAUUUUUCUCGAUUUUCAUAAACCUUGGUGGACUUCCGAGUGGGGUGGGGUCAACUUUCUCACCGAUCCUUCAAAAGCAACUGGCGAUUGGGACGACAAAGUGAUGGGAUUCUCAACAGUUCGUGGCCAACCCAAUUUACUAAUUGGUUGGAUUAGUGGACCAGCUGCCCGAAAGUGUGAAGCUUGUUCAGAGGAUGAGGUACUACGGAAGUGUUCUGCCUUGCUCCGGGAUGCGGUCGGUUCGAAUUUCGCCUACGAAGAGCCAAAGCGAAUCAUCCGCACGACGUGGUACAGCAAUCCGCAUUUCUGCGGAUCUUACAGCUACCGAUCGAACAAAAGCAGAGACUUGGAUGUUUGGGCAUCUGAUUUGGCCGAACCGGUCGUCGAUGCGAAUGGUUCCGUUCGAUUGCUCUUCUCCGGUGAAGCAACUCACGACCAUUGUUACUCAAACGUACACGCAGCGGUUGAAACUGGUUGGCGUGAGGCUGAUAGAAUCCUAAAACUGAUCAAAGAUACUCAGUUGACUGCCAAACUAUAUUCUGAAGCUCGCCCCAACAGCUAUCAUCAUUGGAAGACCCCCGUUUUAGCUAAAUAUUUCAACAGACGUAUUUUCUUCUCGUAAAAACUACUACAAUUAUGACGACUUUGAUUAUAA